Molecule: messenger RNA, 1942 nt
Organism: Xylaria bambusicola
Lineage: Eukaryota; Fungi; Ascomycota; Sordariomycetes; Xylariales; Xylariaceae
Exons: 1
Coding region: 324-1781 (485 amino acids)
Source: RefSeq, a predicted model, not a curated record
CAAUGAUUUACGCCAGUUAAUGCCAAAUGUUCCAGAAGUCGCCAGAUCAUGAUCUCGAACGCCUCCCAAAGAACGCCCUUUCUCAUGUUUGAGACGCAUGAAUUUAACUGGGGCAAGCGCGAUCCCUUAAGUUAGGUCUCGAAGAUGUUUGACUAGGCAACAGAGCUAUGACCGCAUAUAUAAACGCAGAAGUUGCUCCGAUAGUAGUGAUGUUCUGAUCUCUCCUCAUCACACUCCUGCCUGGAUCGAUUUCCCAAUACUUCUAGUAUCCCCGGCCCAGAAAACAUUCAAAAGAUAUACAUUACCACAGGUACUGCCUCACAAUGGUCUCGAAAACCCCAUCAAAACUGGAUCCUAGCAACGCCAGGAGCUACGAGAUUAACGGCGGUACUUUCGACGCAAAUUGGUGUGGCCACCGGGAGGACAAUUACCCUGAAGACUCUCCGGAAUAUCACACAUGGCAAGCAAUGCUUCAAGAACAUGGCGUCAGACAAGUAGGCCUUGAGAAUGACGUGCACCAUACUCCCACAGCCACAUAUAAUCUCUAUUAUCCCGCGCUCUCAGUGUCACAAGAUAUAGUGCCAUCCAGUCAUGAGCCUAGCAUCAGUACCAUGGAACCCAAUGUGGCUAAAGACCAUGAUGAAGAGACACAAGCACAAGAAGAUCCCAUAGCUUUGCUCAUCAAAGCCGAGGAAGAAAACAUCAGUUGGUUAAAGUCCAUGGUUGAUAAGGAGCGGAAAGAAUAUGAGGCACUUAGAGCGAAGCUGUUUGAAAUGUUCAUCAUUGUCACGCAAAACCAAGAGCGUGAACUUGUCGAGCUUCGAAAGCGUAUCUGUGGGCUGCAGGGCAAUGGAGGAAAUGUGUCGCUUAACCAGGAAUGGCAACAGCUCCAGAGAAACUUUCAUGACCUGCAACAUAAAGUAGACGAGCAUACCAGAUACAAGAUUUUCCAGGAGCAGUCUAGCGGAGGGCAGACUGGAAAAUUCGCAGCUAUUAUGACCAGUCUGCGAGAAGAGUGCCUGAACAUAACGGAUGGCUUGGUUGCACUCGGACAGAAGAUUCAUGAGGCAAAGCUAAGAGACGGGGUUCGUAAGCCGCACGGAGACGACAAGCACACAAUUACUGGCAUGACAGGCCUGCGUCUCCUUGAUACGCUCGACAUCUCUGUGAGGUUCGACUUACCGCCUCCUUGCUCUUCUGCGGAAGGCAUUCUGGAUACCUAUAAUGAGUAUUCUCAGCUUCAACGCGACAGGAUUGCUACACGCAAAAAUAAGGUGCAACAGCUCUUAAGAGAUACCGGACGGGAGCUCUUUUCGUUCCAAAGAGACAUGGAAGACGAAGAACGCUGGACCACCCGGAUGAUAGAGAGACUACUGUUCCCGGGAGGUGACACAGAAGUGCCAGAGGUUGUGUGUCCUAUGCUGUCAAAGGUCUCAAAAUUAAAGCAAGCGACGCUCAAUCGCGGAGCUCACAGGUUCAAAGAAAUAGCAGAAAUCGUACUGGAGAUGGAGUCGCACUUGGAUAAUAUUGGUCUUCGUAACUUAGAUCUGACCCUUAGGCCAACCAACCCUAACUUCUCGGCCACGAGGGCAAAUCAAACAUCGACGACAGCACGCGCUGAUAUAACAGGCGAAGGGACGGUCGCAUCGUAUACAGCGGGGCUUAAAUCCAAACUGAAAGGGAAGCAGGUGGACGAGAAAGCACAGGCAACGCGUCUAGAGAUCAUAAACGAGCAACUGAGUGAUGAGAAUAUCACUGCGACGUGGUGCCCCUCCCGCUGAACUAGGCGAAGUGCUCUUCGUGAUGCUAGGACAUUUGGAGGCUGUUUGCGACGGCCCAUUGAUUGAGGAGUGACGAGUAAAAGUGAAGUAAGUGAAUAGAGGCAAUCGGGCACGAUCAGGCAACGCGCCAGACACUGGAGAGGUUGCUUUAAGCAAAAGUA